Molecule: messenger RNA, 297 nt
Organism: Pochonia chlamydosporia 170
Lineage: Eukaryota; Fungi; Ascomycota; Sordariomycetes; Hypocreales; Clavicipitaceae
Exons: 2
Coding region: 1-297 (98 amino acids)
Source: RefSeq, a predicted model, not a curated record
AUGGGUCAACCCCCCAGUAUGGAUGUCAGUGUCGCCCUCCUUCGUGUCACCGGAAACACGGCUGAAUCUCGAUUAAUGGCAUCAGGCGAGACAUCAGCUCAGAAUUCCGCUUACACCAACCACCCCCUCCCUCCCCUUUCAAGCUUCGAAACAAACACAGCCACCACGCUUGCGGUAACUAACAAGGUUCGUGCUCGGAGAAAUAAUUCAGGGCAGAACACGAAUGGCAUCAAUGGUGAUCGGAGUUGUUCGUCGGGCAAAGGGACAAACACCAUUGUCAAACAGGGGGGAUCGUAG